AAAGAUUCGAAAGCUAGUUAUACCAUAAACAUGGAUAUGCGCACAUUAUAAACAUAUGACGUUUUAUGUUUCUAUAAUUAUUUUAGAUGAAUUUUUAGGUUUCUCAAUUAAAUCAAAAGCUCACCAAAACCAUUAUCAACCUAUGUGCAGAAGAUAGGAAUUAAUCGAGGGUUGCUAGUCAUGUAAUCACUACUACUACUUCCGAUUCUCAAUCUCAGUCUUGAUGUCGUCCUACUCCUUGGACUGCUCCAAACAGUAUGCCCUCCCCAUGUAAACUCAUCCACUUCGUCCCUGCCAAAGUAACAAUUUAUGCGAGCCCUGCACCGAUCUUGGAAAGACAUUUUUGUUGCAGUCACUACUUUUUCUUUUUUGCUUUUUUCUUGCUUGCUAUUUGCCUUGGUUCUCCUGCUCCGUUUUUUUUCUUGUCUUCCUCCUCCAAAAUUGCAAGGGAUAUUGAGUUGCAGAAGAUGAAAUUUAGGAUCUCGGGUUUGAGAAAAAAGGAGGAAAAAAACCAGAAAAAAAAAGAAAAGAAAAGGAUUUUCACGUUAUUUUUAACUUUUAUUAAGGGUAGAAUAGAUACAUCAGGGCAAAACAAAAAAGAUUAAGAAUGGGAAGGUAGUUUUCGUCAAUGGCUUUCAAAUUUGGGUAUUGGGCCGAAUUCCCCUUGUAUUUUUCUAUGAUGGGAUUGGUAUACAAUCUUUCUCGAAGCCUCUUAUGCGCUUGCAAGCCAUUUGGAUAUCAUGGUCGUUUAAAGAUCAAGUCUUGCAGGAACAGCGUCGGCGAGAGCAGACCAAUCACAUCCCAAAUCCAAACAAAGAAGAGAUGCUUGAGAUGCUCCACUCUUUACUCCGACCAAGACAAUUCUCCAACCGCUUGCUCCUUCCACGGCCACACCACUGGAGAGAAGGGAUUAUUUUCAUUGGCUCCACCACACCAAGGGAUUGAUGGAGAGUGGAGUGAUGGGUCUGGAGUAAUCGUUUACAGAUGGAAUGAGAAGAACAACAGGCCAAACACUGGAAGUUCCAAUUGGAAGAAAAGAUGGAGUUGCUGUGCUGAGUACGAUGAGAAUGCCCCACCUUGUCGACGAGGAUGGCAUGUUUCUUAUGAUGAUGGAUCCACUUUAUAUUGAGCUCUAAUUAAUAAUACCAUGCCAUCUGAGCAACAUAAGAACAUGUUGGAUAAAAUUGUACACUGAAAAUCUGGUUUGGAACGCAAUGAAUUGUGUACAGAGGUCAAAGGAUUCCCAUUUGCUUGGAUGACCAUAAUAAUCUGAUGUGGGUUUCCUAGUAGAUGUCAGUAUCUUUGAUACCAAUAUUUAUAUAAUAUUGCCAUUUGCAUGGUUGAGCAAAUCAUAUGAUGUGGGUUUCCUAGUAGAUGUUAGUAUCUUUGAUACCAAUAUUUAUAUAAUACACGCUCUGUUCUUUGUUUAUGCUUCAGUUUAUUACUAGCCUCAUGUAAAUUUUGGUUGAAGAUUUGCAUGUAUAAUCUUCUCUCUUUGGGCAUUA
Ziziphus jujuba (common jujube) is the source of this 1505-nucleotide messenger RNA. RefSeq lists its product as uncharacterized. NCBI's taxonomy places the organism in Eukaryota, Viridiplantae, Streptophyta, Magnoliopsida, Rosales, Rhamnaceae. The transcript has 2 exons. The record is from RefSeq and is a predicted model, not a curated record. Bases 629 to 1129 code for a protein of 166 amino acids.